AUGCCACGUUUAGAAGAAUCAGAAAUCAAAAAAUAUUGGCAAAUUUUCCAAAGUUUAAAACCACAAAAUAAUAAAUUAACUGGAGAUCAAUUGAGUUCAAUAUUGAAGAAUUCUCAAUUACCACAACAACAAUUAUCAGCAAUUUGGGAAUUAAGUGAUAUUGAUAAUGAUGGGAAAUUAGAUUUUGAAGAAUUUUGUAUUAUUAUGAGAUUAAUAUUUGAUGUAAUUAAUGGGAAAUUACCCAAUGUCCCACAAGAAUUACCAUCAUGGUUAAUUCCUGCUAGUAAAUCAGCAAUUAUUCAAGCCAAUAAAGCAGUUAAUCAAGGAAAUAAUAACUUCGGUGACAUAGAUGAUGAUGAAGAUGAUAAAUUGAGUAAUGAUUUUGAUUGGUAUAUUUCACCUACUGAUAAAUCAAUUUAUGAAAAAAUUUAUGAUUCCAAAUGUGAUUCAUUUGGUAGAAUCAAAUAUUCUAGUUUGAAUGAAUUAUAUAAUGGAUUAACUAAUGUUCCUAGUAGUGAAAUAUCAUCAGCUUGGAAUUUAAUCAAUCCUAAAUCAUUUGAAACUAUAGAUAAAGAUCAAACAUUAGUUUUUUUACAUAUUUUAAAUCAACGAGAAAAUGGUAAAAGAAUUCCUCGUGGAGUGCCUGCUAGUUUAAGAGCUACUUUUUCAAAAGAAGUACCAAAUUAUGAUUUACUGGCUCAAGCAAAACCAUCAAUUUCAGCAACUACAGAAACUGGGAAAAAAUCAUUUGCAGAAAAUUAUCUUAAUAAAAUUGGUGGUGGUGUUGGUGCGAGUAGUACAAUUAAUAAUGGUAGAAAUGAAAAAGGAACUGAUUUUUCAGCUACUCAAGGUACUGAUUGGGAAGAAGUUAGAUUGAGACGAGAAUUACAAGAUUUAGAAAGACUAUUAGAUAAAGUCCAAAAUGAUACUAAAAAUCAAAAAGAUAAUUCAAAUAAUAAUCAAGACAAUAAUGAUAUGUUAAUUAAAUAUGAAUUUGAACAAUUACUAAAAUACAAACAAAAUCAAUUAAAUUCCACCACCAACGCCAGCAAAAAUUCUACUGAUUUAUCUUCAGUAAAACAAGACAUUGAAGAAAUUCAAAAUCAAGUCAAUACAUUACAAGAAUUUUUAACUACAAAGAAUCAAGAAUUAUUAAAAUUAAAUCAACAAAUUGAAUCAUUAAAAUAA
Candida albicans SC5314 is the source of this 1188-nucleotide messenger RNA. It is a transcript of the gene END3, whose product is annotated as End3p. NCBI's taxonomy places the organism in Eukaryota, Fungi, Ascomycota, Pichiomycetes, Serinales, Debaryomycetaceae. Gene Ontology annotation, molecular function: protein binding; calcium ion binding. Gene Ontology annotation, biological process: endosomal transport; actin cortical patch assembly; actin filament organization. Gene Ontology annotation, cellular component: cytoplasm; mating projection tip; plasma membrane. Bases 1 to 1188 code for a protein of 395 amino acids. The record is from RefSeq and is a predicted model, not a curated record. The transcript has a single exon.